Molecule: messenger RNA, 2583 nt
Organism: Eriocheir sinensis (Chinese mitten crab)
Lineage: Eukaryota; Metazoa; Arthropoda; Malacostraca; Decapoda; Varunidae
Gene: Moca-cyp
Product: peptidyl-prolyl cis-trans isomerase 8-like
Exons: 12
Coding region: 127-2322 (731 amino acids)
Biological process (GO): protein folding; protein peptidyl-prolyl isomerization
Cellular component (GO): intracellular membrane-bounded organelle
Molecular function (GO): peptidyl-prolyl cis-trans isomerase activity
Source: RefSeq, a predicted model, not a curated record
ACGACAAUCUGGCACGUUGUAAAUUCUGAGCCGUCCCCAAGGUAGGAUGGGACAAACCAAGACAGCGGGACGAGAUCAGACGAGACUCGCCGCCACGCCAGCAUCAAGGAGCCCAAACUGUUUAUAAUGGCGCCUGCGUGCAGUACUGAAGGUGAGGUGAAGAUCGGGCACCGCGUUCGAUGCUUCUUUGACGUUGAAAUUGACGGCAUCCCUUCGGGGCGCAUCAUCUUUGAGCUGUUCAACGAUGCCUGUCCUAAAACCUGCGAGAACUUCAGAGCCUUGUGCACUGGUGAAAUGGGAGAUGGACAGACCACAGGCAAGCCUCUGUACUACCGGGGGGUCAAGUUUCAUCGGGUCAUCAAGGACUUCAUGAUCCAGGCGGGAGACUUCUCAGCCGGCAACGGGACUGGUGGAGAGUCUAUCUACGGGGGACAGUUUGAAGAUGAAAACUUCGACCUUCACCACGAGGACCCCUUCUUGCUUUCCAUGGCCAACAGGGGGAAGGACACCAAUGGCUCACAGUUCUUCAUAACUACCCAGCCAGCAACGCACCUAGAUGGGAAGCACGUGGUAUUUGGGCGAGUGGUGAGUGGACAGGAGGUGGUGGUGGCCAUCGAGAACCUUCCCGUUGAUAACCGAAGUCACCCGCUGCAGCCAAUAGUGAUUUCCAACUGUGGGGAGCUGGUGUUACAGCGCACCAUCAGAGCCAAAGCCGAGAAAAAGCGUAGGAAGAAGAAGGAAGCAGAGUCCUCAUCGGAGUCGGAUUCUGACGAUGACAAGAAGAAGAAGAAAAAGAAGAAGAAGAAGAAAGAGAAGAAGCAGAAACACAAGAAAACUGAAAGCUCCGGCGAGGAAGGGGAGGUGAAGGACGAUGGCUCGGAGGCUGGCGGGGAGACGGUAGGCAAGAUGCGUAGUCACCCCUUGGUUUCUGUGUCUAUUAUUAACCCUGAUGAGAUCCCAGAUGUGCCCAAGAACCAGUUUCUCUACCGCGCCGGACCUGAGAACAACGACGAACUCCGGGUCGAGAGAAAUAGGGACCGGACUCGCUCCACUGUUCGAGCCUUCACCAAGAGUGGCCGCAAGAUCAAGGGCAGAGGCUCGUUGCGCUACCACACCCCUUCCCGGUCUCGCAGUCGCUCCCGCAGCCAGACACCGCCACACUGGAGGCAGGCCCAGCGCCGCACCAUUCCCUUUGACCAGUUUCAGAAAUGGAAUGAGGAGAAGAUGAGGAGGGAGCAGGAGCGCCAGACAAGGCAGCAAGAGCGGGACCAAGAGAUGGAGGAGCGCCGCCGCAGGAGAGAGCAACGCCACUGGGAUAAUGAAGAAGGCGGAGGCAAGCCCGGGGACGGCAUGAAGUACGGCGGACACGAGAGAGAGCAGGGCAUGAAGGGAGACUGGCGGGACAACAGGGACAGAAUGAGAAGGGACACAAGGGAGGGACGGCCACAGCAGCGAUGGAGGAAUGACAGGAACAGGCAGCGUGGCGACCAUGAUUGGCGUGAGGCCCAGGAGAGAACCAGGGCUGAGGAAGAUGCCCGGGAAGGAAGAAACUCAGACUGGAAGGGGAACAGGGAGGAAGCAGGACCCAGGCACCAGGACCUGAGGGAGAAGCUGCAGACCCAGUGGGAGAGAGCUGAGGGUGGUGGCGACAAUCAGGGAAGGAGGGGACACAAACAGAGCCAUAACUCAGAGAAGAAUGAUGUCAAGAAAGAUCAAAAUGACCAGAAAUCCAAGCAGAAAGAAAAGCAUGACGACUUUGAUGAAACUGCUCUGGACUACGAGGCCGUGGACUACGAGGAGGAGGAGGAGGAGGAAGACGAGGGCAAGAAAAACACAGGAAAAGGGACUGACAAGAACAAGGGCGGACACAAGGCACCAGAAGGCAACGGAGUGGUGAAGGAGGAGGAGAAGAUGAGGAGCGAGGACCAGGGAAAAGGGGCCGUCAUAAUGAAAGAAAAGUCUGGCUCGGCUGAAAAAGGUCACUCCCCGAGCCAGAGGGACAGAGACCACAAUGAUCGGCACAGGGACAGGACGAGGGACAAACAGCGCCCGUUCAGGGACAGGCCGGGUCGCAACUGGGACGUCGGCCGCAACAGGUCCCGGGAGAGACGCAGUAACAGAUCGAGAGACCGCAGAAACCGCUCCAGGGACAGAAGAGACCGCUCCAAGGACAGGCGAGACCGCUCCAAGGACAGGGCCAGCCGGAGGGACAGGUCCAGGGAUAGAAGGAACAGGUCCAGGGACAGGACCCGCGACAGGAAGCGCCACCGCUCAGGCUCCAGCAGCAGCAGCAGCAGUGCAGCGAGCGCGGCGCUUUCCUAAUGGGUGGUUUGUAGAUUUUAGAGUUAAUGGUUUUGUGCUUGUGUGUGUGUGACGGGCGGGGUCGCUGCUUCCAUGGGUGAUCUCUUCCCCUCUGGGAGUUUCCUUGUACCUUAAGAGUCUUUGGCUCCCUCCUCCUGCUGGCUGCAGGAAGUGAAGCGUUACUGAUGAUCAUGAAGGGAAAUCAGUUCCCAUAAUGUACAGUGCCUACUGACCAGCAUUCUUUGUGAAUGUUAUCUGAGCUAAUACAGUGCCAGCUGCCUU